Molecule: messenger RNA, 363 nt
Organism: Colletotrichum orchidophilum
Lineage: Eukaryota; Fungi; Ascomycota; Sordariomycetes; Glomerellales; Glomerellaceae
Exons: 1
Coding region: 1-363 (120 amino acids)
Source: RefSeq, a predicted model, not a curated record
AUGUGUAUCCAGUGGAUCGCCUCCGCAAACUGCACCGGCGCCGUGGGCGGAGAUAUGCCGCACAAGGGGUGCAAGGGCGCCCACGUCGCGGUGGUGCGCCGUGAGGUCUGCCCCUCGGCCCGCGAGCAGUGUGUGUGCUUCUUCGGCUCGUGCGGGAACAUACUCACGCUGUCCGCCCGGGACCAGGCCACGGUCUGCGCGCCGUGUGAGGUCUGCGGCGCUGACGAGGACCCGGAGCAGAUGAUGCUGCUGAGAGUUUUUGACGAUGCCUUCGCCGCCGAGUGGGUUAUCGCCUUUGGGGAGAGCCACUACGAAAAGUGCACCGAGGGGCAAUGGAGGGGUCGUUGGGCAGAGGAUGAGUAA